Fundulus heteroclitus (mummichog) is the source of this 932-nucleotide messenger RNA. It is a transcript of the gene cnpy4, whose product is annotated as canopy FGF signaling regulator 4. The record is from RefSeq and is a predicted model, not a curated record. Gene Ontology annotation, cellular component: endomembrane system. The transcript has 6 exons. Gene Ontology annotation, molecular function: signaling receptor binding. The coding region runs from base 84 to 740 and encodes 218 amino acids. NCBI's taxonomy places the organism in Eukaryota, Metazoa, Chordata, Actinopteri, Cyprinodontiformes, Fundulidae.
CGCAGCAGACGGUAAAUCUCACCGAUGUGGCUGAUGAUGAGUCGCUAAACUUUCGCUCUCUUGUAUUCAAAGCAGUGGUCAGAAUGAAAGCGUUGCUUCUGGCUGUGCUCUGUGUCUGCGGCUUAGCUGCGGGGACCGAGGAGGACGAGAGGCUGCCUAAUAAAUGCGAAGUGUGUAAGUUUCUGACGACGGAGUUGCAGGAGGCGCUGGAGAAGACCGGCCGCUCCAAAGAGGUCCUGGAGGUUGGAGAGGUGCUGGACACAGGCAGGAGGAGGAGGAAGAUUAAAUACAACACCUCAGAAACUCGGCUGACUGAGGCGGUGGACAACAUCUGUGAGCGCAUCCUGCAGUAUAACGUCCACGCCGAGAGGCCAGGCAGCCUCAGAUAUGCCAAGGGUUCCAGUCAGACCAUGACGACUCUGAAGAAUCUGGUCAACAAAGGAGUGAAAGUAGACCUGGGCAUGCCGUAUGAGCUCUGGGACGAACCGUCUGCGGAGGUGACAAAUAUGAAGAAACAGUGCGAGACCAUGCUGGAGCAGUACGAGGAGGUUGUGGAGGACUGGUACUUCCACCAUCAGGACCAGAGGCUGGAGCGCUUCCUCUGUGAGAACCACAUCCUGAAGACGUCAGAGCAAACAGACUGUCUGAAGGAGAUGUGGAAAGGCGACACGGGCAACAAAGGAGGAGCUGAGGCAGCCGACGAAGAGCAGCGGACGACACAUGACGCUGGAGAACUUUGAGGGGAGAAAACUACGAAGAACAAAGAACGGAAGCAGGAAUGAUCUGUGUUUAAGAAGUUGGAGACAAUGUUUCUGCAUUUUGCAACGUGACACUUUAUACCAUUUGUACAGAUUUUUUGCAGCAGCAUAAGAAGUAUUUCACCUCACACUGUGUACAGUUUUUAUAUGUUGAAAUAAAUCUUUUUAAACAAC